Messenger RNA from Lycium barbarum (goji berry), 661 nucleotides. RefSeq names its product PAMP-induced secreted peptide 2-like. Bases 159 to 443 code for a protein of 94 amino acids. The transcript has a single exon. Gene Ontology annotation, biological process: innate immune response; regulation of developmental process. The record is from RefSeq and is a predicted model, not a curated record. Lineage: Eukaryota; Viridiplantae; Streptophyta; Magnoliopsida; Solanales; Solanaceae.
ACAAUUUAGUUUCUCUCUAAAGGUUCACCAUAGUUCAUUAACUGUUCUGCUACACUCUUCUCCAAAACUACAUACUACAGAAUUGCCUACAGUCACUAGUUUUCAGCCGAAGAGGUUUAUUGCACGAAAACACUAGUUUAGUCUUUGUAAUCUCAAUAAUGGCGAGAUUUUUGGACUUCAUUUUGCUUCUUCUUUUGGUUACUUCGGUUAAUUUUUUGGCUUUUGAAGCACGUCCUCUCAAUAUCUUGAAGAUUCACGACUCUGGCUUUGGUUCUGGCUCUGGCAAUGUAGCAACUUUUGAUUGGUUAACUUUAGGUUCUAUUAAGGAUGGGCCUAGUCCUGGUGUUGGCCAUAAGUUUACAACUAGUCAAACUGUUGGAGGAAUUAAGGCAGGUCCAAGCCCCGGAGAAGGACACAAAGUUGUCACAGGCAAUCAUCAAUAAUUCAAUAGUGAUAUAUGAACCACUAUAUAUAGUAUAAUUGGUUGCAUGCAUUAAAAUUUAAUUGAUAUUAAUUUGUUCCAUUCUUUGCAUAUAUAGUGUUUAGUUCGAUUUUAGUUAGGUGAAUCUAGGACUCGGAAUAAAUUCUGUAUGUUUUUCAAUAAAUAUAUAGAUUUGUACCAAAGUCAUUAAGUUUUACGGAACCUGUACUUUUCAUACUA